AUGGCCAGAGCUUUCUUCAGGCUACAGAAGUUUCUGCGUCGGACCCAGUUCCUGCUCUUCUUCCUCACAGCAGCGUACCUGAUGGCUGGCAGCCUCCUGCUGCUGCAGCGCACCCGCUUGGUGAUCCAGCAAGGCUCGCGAGGGACCUCCACCAACCAGGCCCUGCUGGUGCCAGACGCGAUGGCCGGGGUCGGGAUAGCAAAGCCCCGGCCCGGGCCCCGGCCGCUGGUGGGCACGGACGCGCUGCAGGAGCUGGCCCCGGAGCAGCCGCACAGCCCGCGGUGGCUCGUGUCCCGCAACGCGGAGCUCCGGCAGCUGAGGAGGAGGUGGUUUCACAGGUUCAUCAGUGACCAGGAGCCCAUGCAGACAGCGGGGCUCAAGGCGAUGAAGCUCACCACCGAGCACAAAGGCACCUACGUGGGAUGCUUCAGCGAUGACUCCAGGGAGAGGACGCUGAAGGGAGCUGUGUUUUAUGACCUAAGGAAAAUGACGGUGUCGCACUGUCAGGAAGCAUGCGCCGAGAGGGCUUACACCUACGCAGGCCUGGCGUACGGCGCAGAGUGCUACUGCGGGAACACGCUCCCUGCGACCGCCGUGAGGCCCGAGGAGUGCAACAGCGAGUGCAAGGGCGAGAAGGGCUCGGUGUGCGGCGGCGUCGGCCGGCUCUCGGUCUACAGCGUGGAGGAGCUGCGGGCCGCAGCCAGACAGCGGAGGAGUGUUAUCUAUCGAGGAUGUUUUAGAGCUCCAGAAAAUUUAACAGACACCUUUCCAGCCUCUUUGAUACAGCCCAAUUUGACGGUGGAGAUGUGCUCUGAAUUUUGCUCCAAGAAAGAGUUUCCCUUGGCCGUCAUCUGCGGGCAGGAGUGCCACUGCGGGUACCCCACGGGGCGCUUCUCGCUGCGCGACGGCGCCGACGGGCGGCUCUGCCACGGGGCACACAACGCCAGCACCGGGGGCAAAUACUGCCUGGUCUAUCAGACACCCGUGCAAGACACCCGCUGCACGGACAGGAAAUUCUUAACCACCAAAUCCAAAGUGUUCGUGGCUUUGUCGAGCUUUCCCGGGGCUGGGAAUACGUGGGCUCGCCAUUUGAUAGAGCACGCCACGGGAUACUACACCGGGAGCUACUACUUCGAUGGAGCCCUCUACAAUAAAGGUUUUAAAGGAGAAAAAGACCACUGGAGAAGUAGAAGGACCAUCUGCGUGAAAACACAUGAAAGCGGCAAGACGGAGAUCGAAAUGUUCGACUCGGCGAUCCUGCUGAUCAGGAACCCGUACAAGUCGCUGAUGGCGGAGUUCAACAGGAAAUACGCCGGGCACCUGGGGUACGCCACGGACCGCACCUGGCAGAGCAAAGAGUGGCCCGAUUUCGUCAACAGCUACGCGUCCUGGUGGGCCUCCCACGUGCUGGACUGGCUGAAGUACGGGAAGCGCCUGCUGGUCGUGCACUACGAGGACCUGAAGCAGAGCCUCCUCCCCAAGCUGCGGGAGAUGGUGGAGUUCCUGAAUGUGACGGUGACAGAGGACCGGCUGCUCUGCGUGGAGAACAACAGGGAUGGGAAUUUCAAGCGGUCUGGUGCUAAGCAAAAGGAUUUUGAGCCAUUCACCCAGGAAAUGAAGGAUCUCAUCAACAGAUACAUCCUGACAGUGGAUGAAGCCCUGAGGGGAAGAAACUUCACAGGGCUGCCCAGAGAGUACGUGCCAAGAUGAUAACCUGGUAGCCCUCUGCCGUGUAUAAAAAUAAAAUAUUUUUUUCUUAAAAAAAAAAAAAGAUAAAAA
Messenger RNA from Mesitornis unicolor (brown roatelo), 1779 nucleotides. It is a transcript of the gene WSCD1, whose product is annotated as WSC domain containing 1. Gene Ontology annotation, molecular function: sulfotransferase activity. The record is from RefSeq and is a predicted model, not a curated record. NCBI's taxonomy places the organism in Eukaryota, Metazoa, Chordata, Aves, Mesitornithiformes, Mesitornithidae.